This is a messenger RNA of Colletotrichum scovillei, 1607 nucleotides long. Its product is annotated as signalosome subunit. The coding region runs from base 227 to 1471 and encodes 414 amino acids. Gene Ontology annotation, biological process: protein deneddylation. The transcript has 2 exons. Gene Ontology annotation, molecular function: protein binding; metallopeptidase activity. The record is from RefSeq and is a predicted model, not a curated record. NCBI's taxonomy places the organism in Eukaryota, Fungi, Ascomycota, Sordariomycetes, Glomerellales, Glomerellaceae. Gene Ontology annotation, cellular component: COP9 signalosome.
GGCAGCCUCAAGGCAGCUUCACCUCCACCACAGACACCUUCCCCGAGCGACGAACCACACCUCUGCAACUGUACCUGCAGCAGCAAGCGCAAGCGACACCGAUUUAACCAAACACCAAGAAAAAGGUCUUCGAUUCAGAUCGUACCUUCUUUCGCCGCCUCAUAUGGUCUCAACAAUCGAGUAGAAAAUCCGACAUCCUGUGGCGACGGCCAGAGAAGCGUAAGCCAUGGCUUCCUCCGACGUGAACCCUCUCAUUUCGAACCAAAAGUCCUCAGAGCUCCAGGCAAUCCUCCACCCUCUGGUUCUUCUCACCAUAUCCGACUACAUCACCCGUCAUACUCUGCGCUCGCAGCAAGGACCCAUUGUCGGCGCCCUUCUCGGCCAGCAGAAUGGUCGCGAGAUUACCGUCGAACAUGCAUUUGAUUGCCACACGAUACCGGCACCAGAGGUGGAAGGAGGCUACCUUCUGGACUCCGGGCGCUUCGGUGCAAGACUAGAGCAGAUGAAGACAGUGCACAAGGACCGAAGCCUAGACCUGGUCGGCUGGUACACCCUGCUCGCAGUGACAGGCCCGACACCGACCAUCCUCCCGAUCCACCACCAGCUCCUCUCCGAAUUCAACGAGUCGGCUCUCCUCCUCGGCUUCCAUCCCGAGGAAGUCUUCACUCAUUCCGUGGGCGGCAAGCUGCCCAUGACCAUCUACGAAUCCAACUAUGAGGUAGACGACCCGAGAGCUGCCGAGGCAGAGGGCGAGGACAAGAAGAUGGACGACGGAGAAUCCAAGCUCAAGCUACGCUUCCGCGAGCUUCCCUACACGGUCGAGACGGGCGAGGCUGAGAUGAUCAGCAUGGACCAUGUAGCGCGCGGUGCCGGCAACGCGACCGCCGUCGAAGCUCCCAAGGAGACUGCCAAGCCCAAGGUCCAGCUCGUUGAGUCGGGCGGCAAGCGCCGCGUCGUCGUUGCCGACAGCGCAGACGGUGACGAUGCAGAGGCUCAGCUGUCUCCAGAAGAGGAAGAGAUGGUGGCCGCCCUCACGGCCAAGGCGAACGCCGUCAAGAUGCUUCAGGGCCGCAUCCGCCUCAUCACAACCUACCUCGAGCGCCUGCCGGCCGAACCCCUUGCCGGGGCGGAACAGACCGACGCCGCGUCCGCCACCACAGAUGCGCAAACUACACCAUCUCACACCAUCCUCCGCCAGAUUCAAGCCCUCGUGAACCGGCUAGACCUCGUCGUUCCCUCUGACGCGGAGGGCUUCGAAAAGGAGGUGCUCUGCGAGGAGAACGAGGUGGCCAUCACGUCACGUCUCAACGACCUCAUGCAGAGUAUCAGUGGCAUGCGCGACCUGGGCAAGAAGUUCAGCAUCGCCGAGUCCGCACGCGUCAGGAACCGCGCCGGUGCGGCGGCGGCCGACUUCUCCAGCUACGGCCCUUCCGGCUUCAACCUCCCGGGCGCGGGAGACAUUAUGAUGUAAGGGGGGAUGACGGCCGAUGACUGGUCAAGGGAGCGAAGAGUCUUUUAUGACGGUGGUUGCACGCAUCAUCAGCCUAUCUGGGAUUCAUGGGGAGGCGUUUCGGGGAUAAUGUAGACAUGACAACACUUGCGAGGGG